Molecule: messenger RNA, 1333 nt
Organism: Cicer arietinum (chickpea)
Lineage: Eukaryota; Viridiplantae; Streptophyta; Magnoliopsida; Fabales; Fabaceae
Source: RefSeq, a predicted model, not a curated record
UUUUUUUUAUGAGUUGUUUUGUUAUGUUUUGAAAUUGUAUGACAGGUUGUAACCAGAUUUGAUGUUGAUACAAGUGAUGAUUCUACUUCUGAUGAAAGCGAUGAUGAUUUUGUAGAAUUUCUUAUUAGUAAUGUGAUCUAUGACUAUCAUCAUAAAUUCUUUAAUAAAUGAAAGGUUCUAACAUCAUCAUUAUGUGGUCGUGAAUUUGUUGUUGAAGUAUUAAAUGGAUCUGAAACAAGUUGUUUUGAUUUAUUUCGGAUGAAGAAUGAAUGUUUUCUUAAUUUUUGUAAUGAAUUAAGAGGGAAGAACUAUCUAAGUGACUCAAGAGAUGUACUUGUCGAAGAGAAGGUUGCCACUUUUUUAUUUAUAAUUGGGCAUAAUGUUCGUCAUAGAGUCGCUUCAAACCGCUGUCAACAUUCCACAGAAACAAUCUCAUGCAAUUUCAAGGAAGUAUUAAGGGCAGUGUGUCGAUUGGGAAAAGAACUCAUAAAACAAGAGUCCAUAGAGUUGCCUGAAAGAAUUAAGAAUAAUUCAAAAUACUAUCCUUGGUUCAAGAAUUGCAUAGGUGCAAUAGAUGGUACACAUAUAAGUGCAUGGGUUCCUGCAGAGAAACAAAUUUCAUGUAGAGGUAGAAAGACAACAAUCACGCAAAAUGUCAUGUGUGCUUGUGAUUUCAACAUGAUGUUUACAUAUGUAUAUUCUGGGUGGGAAGGAAGUGCACAUGAUUCAAAAAAAAUUUUGGAUGCAAUUUCAAAUCCAAAUGUAGGAUUUCUUUGGCCACCUAGAGGUUCAUUUUAUCUCGUUGAUUCUGGGUAUCCAUGUACUAGAGGUUUGCUUCCUCCUUAUAGGGGUGAAAGAUAUCAUGCCCAAGAAUAUAGAGGCCAAGGUAGACAACCUAGGAGUCCCGAAGAGUUAUUUAACUACAGACACUCAUCUCUACGGAUGACAAUUGAACGUUGUUUUGGGGUGUUGAAAAAUAGAUUUCCUAUUUUGAAGUUGAUGCCUCCUUAUAAACCUUCCAGACAAAGACUUAUAGUGAUAGCUUGUUGUACUAUUCAUAACUACAUACAUAAGUGGAAUUUACCAGAUGAAUUAUUCAACUUAACUAGAUUAUCUGAUGAAGGUGCGGUUGAAAUGACAAUGAGUAGGAAUCGUAUUAGAGAUAAGAUGUGGAUACACCAUCACAAUUAGUUGGACAAAUUACUAUCUUUUAGAUUUCAUUAUAUACAUUCUUGGUGGAUAUUUCUUAAAUACUUGUGUUGUUUCGACUUAAUUUUUAUGUUCUUGGUGGAUAAUAUCUAUGCUAAAUUUUUAUAUACUUUUUUCUUGGGUU